AUGGGUCACUGGUUUACACACUACCCCACCCAUUUCCUCAACACGUCCUACCUACGCUAUGUCAGGUGGGUGCUUUCCGACAGCACGACACCCAUCUGCCUUGAAGCUGUAUGCGCUUUAUCAGCCAUUUCAUCAUCACAAGCAAUCCCAUCCACAUCCACUGCAUCCACAACUACCCCAUCAAAUGGGCCAUCCACUCAAGCUUCCAAUCCUGCACCCAAGCCUGAAGCUACUCAGGCUAUGGUAGACUUCUUUGCUUCUGUCAAGGAAGAUCAACCUACCAUGUUCAAUCCUACGAGUAGCAGCCCAACAUCCAACCACUUCCGCCAACCUUUUGGUUUCCCUGGUCAGAUUCAACCGCAGGCUACUGCCUUCCCUCCCCAGUCCUUCCAGUCAGUUCAGCCUAACUCCUUUGGUCAGCAAUCACCAUCCUCUCAACACCAACAUCAACCUUUCUCUACCUUCUUGCAACCACAAGGUGCAGGUUUCUUGCAGUCUCAAGCUACUGGUGCAAACCCAUUUAGACAAAGCAUGAUGCUGCUGCAGGGGACAGGCAUGCCCACUUUUAACUUUGGGGCAACAAAUGCAUUCUCGCCCCAAUUGCAGCCUGCUGGACAAACCAACAUACCAUUCCAGCUUCCUUCCCAGCCUCAGCCAUCACAGGCAUUAUUCACACAGUCCUUGAACGGAUUUGCUAUGCAGCCGCCUUCCACAACUACCCAGUUUGGACAGAUUAAUGGGGUGCAUGCGUCAUUCGACAUCCCUACUCAACCUGCAUCGACUCCCCUCACAACUUUUGGUGCAAUGCAGGCGUCUUCAACCUCGCCGCCAGUAGCACAACCUGUCAAAUCUCACCAGACUGGCUCAUGCAAUCCGUUUGGAGUGCCAACCAUGCCAGCCCCACCAGUGCCAAAGCCACCAACACUGAUGGAGCUGGCCAUGGGUAUCGGAAGCUUGAACAAUAUUCCACCUGCUAAUUUUGCACAACCUCAGACCCAACAGCCACAACAGACAGGAUUUUUUGGACUGCCAGGCACAUUAUGUGAGGACAGCAAAUUUGGGCCUAAUGGUUUUGGAAUACUCAAUCCCCAGAGCACAUCCUCCACCACAACUGCAUUGACUGCAUCAGAUUCUUUGUUUUCUUCCUCCUCACCACUGUCUAUGCAACCUACUGGUGCCACCAUCACCUCUUCCACUCCUUCUAUGUCGCCUUUAGGUGGCCAGCUAAAGCCCCAAAUUACCGGCUUCAGUGGUAUCAAGCCAUUUAAACCGAUGUCAUCCUUUGGGGCAUCUUUGUUGGAAUCGCUACCUCCAAUACCACAGUCCAGUCCCACUAUUCCUAGCAUCACUGGUAUGCCCAGCAACCUCUCUUCCACAUCAGCCCUGAAUGGGGCAACUUCUGCUUUUGGCACUGGUGUUUCAAGCAUUGGGCAGCCUUCAUCGAAGUGUGAACCUCUUGAAGGCCCAGAGCCUCAACCUGAAAAGCUCAACCAUGAUUUGCUCUCAAAUUGCUCUAUGUAG
Messenger RNA from Suillus subaureus, 1521 nucleotides. RefSeq lists its product as uncharacterized. The transcript is spliced from 4 exons. Bases 1 to 1521 code for a protein of 506 amino acids. NCBI's taxonomy places the organism in Eukaryota, Fungi, Basidiomycota, Agaricomycetes, Boletales, Suillaceae. The record is from RefSeq and is a predicted model, not a curated record.